AUGUUGGGUUUCACUCUCCGGCUCGGGUGGUCGAUCUACAGAGCUACUGGGAAAGCCAAGACGGCGUUGGAACGGCGCAUUUGGCAUACCCCUCUUCCCUCGCCGCAGCCCGAAGGACAAGAUGAUCUCGAGCCACCCAUCUCGCCCAUUUCCAUGUCCUCGAUGGACUCGUUGCUCACCAAGAACCUCAAGACCGAUGUGACCAUCAACGAAGUGAUCGAGGAGGAACUCGUUCACGCGAUCAUCUUACCAAACUACUGCGAAGACCUUCAUACACUCGAGACAACCCUCAAAGUGCUGGCAAGCCACCCACGGGCGAAAUCACAAUAUGAGAUAUACCUGGCCAUGGAGCAAAAGGAAACCGAGUCCUCGGACAAAGCGGGCCACCUGGUCACCAAGUUCGAAAAGUCUUUCCUUCACAUCUGCAGUACAUUCCACCCAUCAGGUAUCCGUGGUGAGAUUGCAGGGAAAAGCUCAAAUGUGGCAUGGGCCGCUCGUCGUAUCGUGGAGAUUCACCGCACCGAUCUGAACGAGGAUAAUUGCAAUGUUGUGGUCACUGUCAUGGAUGCCGACACCCAUCUCUCUCGCGACUAUUUCACCGAGAUCCGUCGACUGCAUUACGCCCAUUUCAGUGAGGCGGAUCGCUCCCUUUACUGCUGCCCCAUCAUCUUCGAUCGCAACUCUCACGAGAGCCCCGUUCUCGUCCGAUGUGCAGAUCUGCUUUGGGGCUUUGCCGGGCUGUCCACCAUGUAUCCGGGAACCAUGAUCUCCAUCCCCACCUCGGUAUACUCGCUGCCACUCUCCCUCGCCGAGAAGGUCGGCGGAUGGGACAGUGACCCGACGGCCAUUGGCGAGGACAUGCAUAUGCUCUUAAAGUGCUACUUUGAGACAGCAGGUAAUGUCAUCUCCCGCGUGAUCUACGUCCCCGCAAGCCAGUGUAACGUGUCGAGUGACCGUGGACACGGCUGGAGACGAUCCAUGGACACUCUGUUUGCCCGAUAUCGCCAGGCUCUCCGCCAUAUGUGGGGAGCUCUGGAUUCGGGCUUCGCGGCUCGUCGUUCGCUGGGCUACCUCCGGUUCCACAAACGAUGCUUAUUCCUGCGUCCGAGACACUUUGCUCUACUGGAACUGUUAUACGAGGCUCACUUCCUCCCCUGUCACUUGACCAUCAUCAUGCUGUUCUCGGUGAUAUACACCUUCUUGACCCCCGCGUCCCAGCUACAUCCAACCCUGGCAUGGGCAUUCUCCGUCACUGACAUCGUGCGCGGAAUGUCGUUCGUGGGAAUGAACAUUUGUCUGGCGCUGUAUGAGCGGUGGCACACUCUCUGCCUCAAUGCUCGCAUGCGCGAUAUGCAGGAGGCCAAUCUGCCUGAUACGGGCUGUUCCCAGCGUAUCUGGUGGAAGCCGCAGUACCUUCUCGAUCGCAUCGCCUUCCCCGUCGCAGGUACCCUCUUUGGUGCCGUUCCAACCAUCCACGCCGUGUUCGCUCAUUUCUUCACCGAUCGCUUGGUGUAUCGGGUCAGUAAGAAGCCAACCUUUACGGACUUAGUGGCGAUGGCAUGA
Messenger RNA from Penicillium maclennaniae, 1563 nucleotides. Its product is annotated as glycosyltransferase family 2 protein. Bases 1 to 1563 code for a protein of 520 amino acids. The record is from RefSeq and is a predicted model, not a curated record. The transcript is spliced from 2 exons. Lineage: Eukaryota; Fungi; Ascomycota; Eurotiomycetes; Eurotiales; Aspergillaceae.